AAACAGCAUGGAACAGCUGAUUGGUUUUUACUGAGUUGAGCUCCAAGUUAUAAAUGUGAAGUUUGGUCAAUAGAAAUCUCGUUAAAUUAUUAUAUCAACUAAUUCAGUAACAAUUAUAAAUAAUUUAAAACAUUCAUUGUCAUCGUAAUGACCGCGUAAAAAUUGCAAUGUUAUCGUAAAAUUAUCUAUAGUGACGUGAAAGAAAUUUCCUUUCGUAAUGAGAAAUCAACUUUUUUCAAGUACAUAUCCUGUGCUGUACAAGUGGACAAAAUCAAUUACAAAAUAGAUUGAAGAGUAAAAAAUUUUCUUUUUGUCAUUAAAAGCAUUUGUAUUUUUGCAAAUUCUAAAUGGAAUUGAAUAGUAAACGUUUCGAAUAAAUUAAGCCAAUGAGUCAUUAAUAUAAAGUGAUAUUUUCAUCAAGCUAUUUUUUUUUAAUUCCGCACCACCACUGACAUUUUUGGGGAUAAAAUGAUUAAAUGCUAGACUGAUUUUUAUCAACUUAAAAGAAAUGUACGCCCUACAAAUGCAGACAGCCUGUCAAGGAGAAGGCAGUGGCGAUCCUGAAGACACGAGUAAUAAUCAUCGUCAACCGGAGCCAACGCGCUCAACGACACAGGACUGCAGUUCUUUUGAUAUUGUCAGGGCUACUCAGUAUGGGGCUUUAGAACGAGUUACGGAAUUAGUAGAAGCAGGGGCCGAUGUAAAUCAGCCCGACUGUGAAACAGUCACAUUAUUGCAUUGGGCUGCAAUAAAUAAUCGUAAAGAAAUAGUCAAAUACCUCAUAGCCAAAGGUGCGACAGUCGAUGUCAUUGGGGGUGAACUUGCUUCAACGCCAUUACAUUGGGCUACAAGGCAAGGUCAUUUAGCAACAGUUGUUUUAUUAAUGAGAGCUGGAGCUGAUCCAACAUUAAGAGAUUGCGAAGGUUCCUCAUGUAUUCAUUUGGCCGCGCAAUUCGGUCAUACCGCCAUAGUUGCUUAUCUAGUCGCAAAAGGUGUAAAUCCAAAUAUGCCAGAUAGAAGUGCGAUGACUCCGCUUAUGUGGAGCGCUUAUAAAAUUAAUAGGAAUUAUGGUAAAGUGUUCUUGAUUCAAUGGGAAAGCUUUUGCAGCCUUGACCCGACACGUCUUCUUCUCACAUUGGGAGCGUCACAUUCGUUAACUGACAAUUUACACGGGAACACUGCUCUUCAUUGGGCAAUUAUCGCUAAAAAUAAUACAGCGAUAUUAACUCUAGUUCAUAAUGGAGCUUCUUUAGAUACUCCGAAUUUUCAAAAUGAAACGCCUAUGACGCUUUUGGGUCCGCACAUUGGCGCUGCUUGGCUUGGACCUAAAGUUACGCAUGAGAUUAAGGAGAAGCAAGGACGUGUUAGGACCUGGUGUAGAGAUAAGAGAAUGAGGUGGUACUGUAUGGUAGGCACGCCAUUUAUUCUCUUCUACAUAAUUGGGAUGAUUUUUCAAAGCAGUCUCGAUUAUCUUUUAAAAUUAGUUGCCUUUGUUGCAAUAUAUUUAGCAAUUUAUUCAGCGAAUCAUUUUGUUUUUGACGAAAGAUUAUUUGAUGUUCUACCAAUGUCAAUCUAUUUAGCAACCAAGAUGUGGAUUUAUGUCACAUGGGUAUUUUGGUUGGGAGUUCAUGCCGCAUGGUAUUUGUGGCUAAUGCUUGUCGGUGGGUCCGUACCACUUUGGAUAUGCUUUUUACAAUCGUGGCGUGGUGAUCCUGGAAAAAUUACAGCCACACAUGAAGAUAAAUUAAAUACUAUUAUAGAAUUAGCCGAAGCUGGAGGUUUUGAACCUCAGUGGUUUUGCAGUACCUGCUUAGUCAGAAGACCAAUACGUUCGAAACAUUGUGCAACAUGUGAUAUUUGUGUGGCAAGAUACGAUCAUCAUUGUCCCUGGGUCAAUAAUUGCAUUGGUGCACAUAAUCACAAAUACUUCUUGGGCUUCUUGACAUCACUGCUCGGACUCUGCAUUGUGAUUUUGUCAGCGAGCGUUCAGUACUGGCAAUUCGAAUGCUGGACCAAUUUGACGCACGGUCACACGGCGGACAAUUAUUUGGUGGCCGCCGCAACUUGUGACGCAUGGGUCAUGUGGGUCAUGACAAAUACAGCGCUGCAUUCGUUUUGGGUCGGAACACUAUUAGCCUGCCAAUGUUAUCAGAUAAUGAUAUUGGGCAUGACAACGAACGAGAGAAUAAAUGUAGGCCGUUAUCGUCAUUUUGAUAAGGGAAAUCCAUUUCAUCGAGGGGCCCUUCAAAAUGCAGCUGAUUUUUGCAAUUGUAGCUUCUGCGGCCUAGAAGCAAAGCCAAGUUCCGAUUGGCUUCAUAGCUUCGAUUUGAAGCAUAGCGUUGAAAAAUUACCUCUGCUAACUAAUAAGGACAACUUUCAGUACGUCUAGAAAAUACCAAAAUGUAUAAAAAAAAAAAGAAAGAAAGAAGAAAAACAGCGGAGAAAUUGUUACCAAAAAUUACGUAUUAUAAUUAUAUAUACUAGUUUAAGAUUCCAAUAACGACGCACCAUAUCAUCCACGCUUUUGCUCUUUUACCACAACAAAAAAGAAACAUGAAUUUUUUUUCUUAAAAAAAAAAAUAUCAAUCAUUUACAGUAAAUUUUAACAUUUCAGUAAUAGUUUUACUUUAAUUCAUAUAAAAACUCGAAGAGAAAAGUUUAAUCGUUCGUAUAAAUAAAUAUUACCGAAAAAUUUGGAACAUCCAAAUUUUAAUAUCUCGAUGUUUGUACAUUUGCAACUUUCUUCCGAAAAAGCAAAAAUUAUCACGAAGCAAAAAUCCGGAAAUUAAUUAUUAUUAAUAAUUAUUAAUUAGCUAAAAAUUAGGCAAAAAUAAAUAAAAAUUCAGCUAAAUAUAAACUAAAAUUAACUAAA
Messenger RNA from Leptopilina heterotoma, 2872 nucleotides. It is a transcript of the gene Hip14, whose product is annotated as palmitoyltransferase Hip14. The transcript has 10 exons. Gene Ontology annotation, cellular component: Golgi membrane. NCBI's taxonomy places the organism in Eukaryota, Metazoa, Arthropoda, Insecta, Hymenoptera, Figitidae. Gene Ontology annotation, molecular function: protein binding; palmitoyltransferase activity. The record is from RefSeq and is a predicted model, not a curated record. The coding region runs from base 509 to 2389 and encodes 626 amino acids. Gene Ontology annotation, biological process: protein palmitoylation.